This is a messenger RNA of Schistocerca nitens (vagrant locust), 5035 nucleotides long. RefSeq names its product protein croquemort-like. Gene Ontology annotation, cellular component: membrane; cytoplasm. Gene Ontology annotation, molecular function: scavenger receptor activity. The record is from RefSeq and is a predicted model, not a curated record. The coding region runs from base 191 to 1816 and encodes 541 amino acids. The transcript has 11 exons. NCBI's taxonomy places the organism in Eukaryota, Metazoa, Arthropoda, Insecta, Orthoptera, Acrididae.
UCCUGGACGCCAGUAUGUGUUCCUCUUGCAGACUGUUCGACUGGCUUCUCGGCGUUAUGGCGUUCUGGUAGCGGAGUCGCGCCCGAUUUUUUUGGUAAGGCGUUUACGAAGAUGAUUUUCAAGAUUUUUGUUCGACUCUUCCCAUGAGGAGCUUUCUCUGCGUGAUAGCAGAUCCUGCUUCCGGCGUAAGAUGGUGGUGCAGCUGGGCUCCCGUGACGUGAGCCCCGACGUGCGGGGGCGGCUGCGGCUGUGCGGCCCCUCCCGCGCCCCCGCAGUUUUCACCGUGGUGGGCGUGCUGCUGGCCGCCAUCGGCGCCUGCCUCGCGCCCUUCUGGCCCUCUCUCUUCAACUACGUCCUCUCCACGGAGCUGAGCAUAUCACCGACGUCGGCGAGUUUCAAACUGUGGCGGGACACGCCCGUCCCCAUGAAGCUGGACUUCUACUUCUGGAACUGGACCAACCCAGGCGAGAUCACCAACCGUGACACGAAACCCACUUUCGUCCAAAUGGGUCCGUACCGAUUCAAUGAGGUGCACGAGAAGAUAAACAUCACGUGGCACGACAAUGGCACGGUGAGCUACCGGCAGAUCCGGCGCUGGUUCUUCGACCCGGACUACUCCAACGGAACCCUCGACGACGAGGUCACCACGCUGAACAUCAUCGCUCUGACGGCGUCGUUCGUGACGCGCGAGUGGAGCUUCGUGAUGCGGAAGGGUCUGGACAUCGCGCUGUGGCAGAUGGGCCAGAAGCUGCACGUGACGCACCAGGUGCGCCAGUUGCUCUUCGAGGGCUACGAGAGCCCGCUCAUCACCAUGGCCGACCGCCUGCCCGCGCUCGCCGGCAUAGACAUCCCCUACGACCGCUUCGGCUGGUUCUACAGCCGGAACGGCUCCGCGGACUUUGACGGCGUGUUCAACAUGCGCACCGGCGCCGACGACCUUUACCGCGUGGGCGAGCUGGCGCGCUGGAACUACGACGAGCGCACGCGCUUCUUCCCGGGCCGCUGCGGCAACGUCGAGGGCUCCGCCGGCGAGCUGUGGCCGCCCAAGCGCUCCAAGGACGACCGCAUCGGACUCUUCUCGCCCGACCUCUGCAGGUCGAUCGAGCUGGACUUCCGGCAGGAGGACGAGGUGCUGGGCCUGCGCGGCUUCCGCUACUCGGGCGGGCCCUCGCUGCUGGACAACGGCACGCUGGACCCGGCCAACGAGUGCUUCUGCGCCGGCGAGUGCGUCGCGUCCGGCGUGCUCAACGUGUCCUCGUGCCGGUACGGCGCGCCUGCCUUCGUCUCCUACCCGCACUUCUACCUGGCCGACGAGCGCCUGGCCGCCGCCGUGCACGGCAUGAGCCCCGACGAGCACCGGCACAGCUUCUACGUCACGCUGGAGCCGGAGACGGGAAUACCUCUGGAUGUGGCGGCCCGCUUCCAGAUAAAUAUCCUGCUGCAGCAGCAGAGUUACAUAUCGAUGCUGCGGGGGGUGCCGCGCGUCUUCUUCCCGAUGCUGUGGUUCGAGGAGCGCGCGUCCAUCACGGAGGAGCUGGCGCGGCCGCUGCGGCUGCUGCUGCUGAUGCCCACGUGCGGACUGGCCGCCUCGCUGGCCUCGUGCGCGGCCGGCGUCGUCGCCCUCCUCAUAGCUACCGGGCUGCGGCUCAGGGAGCACCGCGCCAGGACCAGGUUGGCGAAGAGCGCUGCCGUGUCCGGGGCAGCCCUGGAGGUGUCGCUGCCGCUGAUGGACGCGACGGACAAGGCCUCCAGCGAGAAGCUGGAAGUCCAGACCGCCAGGAGCCGGCUCUCCAGCUCGUCUUCGUCGUCGACGUAGCCGCGUCCUCCCGGCGGCGCGUCCCCAAAUGAUGCUCACUUCUUCCGUCUCUACCAGCACGCGAGGACAUUCGCCCGAACACUGUUGGGUGGUACUCGGGAACCACGUCGGUGAAGCAGCCGCCUACAGCCGGUGCUCCUGACCUACCGUAGUUAUUGCCCACUUGAGAGUGCCAUACGACGAACUGGGUACAGCGGUUAGUGGUCCGAGCGACUCAACUGCAGAGAGACUGGGGGAGCAGUUACCACGUCAUAGCUGUUUGUGCUGGGCGUUUCGUCGUUGUUGUUUUUUUAUUUUCUUCAUGUUAGGUUGUUACCUUUUUCGAGAAGUAAACAUAUUCAGUGUACAUACCUAAUUAACUAGUAAUUCGCUGAUAAAAUUAUAAGUAUAUCGGAUAGCAGGGUAUAUCAUUUAAGUGCAGCGUGCAACGAUUAUUUAGAAUAAAAGUGCUUCACGCGACACAGAACGUACUGAGGAUUCGAUUUAGUACAAAUGUAAUGUGACAUUACAGUAAUUAUCAGUGACUCUUCAUGUAGAAAAUUACAUUGCAAAUAGAGGCAAAAUGUGUUGUUGAAAGAACUGUUUGGUAGUGCUUGCAGCUAAUGGGCUUCCUCGACAAGCACUCAAACAAAAUCAUUCCACAUUGUCUAUCAAUUACACCUCUUUCCCCCGUUUCCACGGUCUCGUGGUUGAUAUUUGUGUCUAACCAUAAAAUAUGGCAUUUCUUAAGUGUUGUUGUUGAAUGUUUCGUUAUUGUUAUUCUGGUGAUUGCUGCAUUUCCAGCAGAUUAGUUGGGUCAGGUUUCCAGUUAACAGUAGAAGUAUUGUGGUUCAAGUUCAGGUAGUCCUGUGCAACGAUAAGAUGACCUUAUUUGGAUUUGAUGUGUGAAACGUUUGUUGUUUUUUCUCAUCUAAUACUUGAUCUAGUGAUACGUACUGAAGUGAGUCUCUCUGCAGUUUCGAACAAAACUGGUUGUAACAUGCCUGAUCGUAGAGAACUCAAGACAAUAACUAUCCACAACUAUUUAACCUGUUUAGAACAGCUAAACUAAGUAGUGCCAAAGACUUGCGGCGUUUUAGUGUUCUGCAGCAAAGAUACCUGAGAGGAUCGAAAAGAACAACUGAAUUCUAAUCAUUGAUACUUACUUGGAAAAUGUAGUUUUGUCGAGAAACGCCACAUUAUUUCAUAUUUUAUUCAUAAGAAGAUUUACUCUUUCAGGAAAGUCUGAAUGUCUCCAAAUUCAAAGUCUUACAGAACACCUUAAAAUGUCCAUAUGUAAAACUCCAAUUUUUGCUUAAAAAUGUAUAUCAUGGCCGUAUAAAGUUUUGUUUAUUAAUACCUCUAUAAUUGCCACUAUCAAAAGCAAAAUUUACUUUAGUGGUCGGCAAUCCUCCAAAAUUCAGCAAUAUGAAACUCGCAUUUAUUUCAUAAUAGAGUUGCUCUUUGCAUAUGCGUCACGUCUUUUCGACGCUUCUGAUAUUACGGACUGCUUAAUCAUACAGUAUUUUCUUUAAACCACAAGUAAUACAAUCAAUAACUGACAACCUUAUCUACGCUGUCAUUUCUAUUCAAAAUUAAUUUAAACGGCUGAAAUCUUCUUGUCACUGGAUCAUGCCAUAAUCGGAUAAAUGUCCUGUAUGUCUUGCCUGGACGAAAUAUCUCCUCCAUCGUACCACAAAUGGCACCACUUUACUUUAGAUAAGAGGACUACAAGGAUACAUAGUACAUAAGGAAAAUUUGCUUGUAAUGGUCCAGCUUAUUCCUUAGAGACAAUACGAAGAGUUACCCUUCAAAACCAGAUCCCCCCCCCCAUACCGUUGUCACCAUCAGUAUAGCCCUGCAAAUCACCAAGCUGUUAAGUUACUCCGUAGUUCCUGGACAGAAGCCAGGACUCGCAGAAAUGUGGCCAGCAUCAGAACAUUUAAUUAACAUUCGCCUUGUUAGGACUGCUGAGGCAAACUGAUUGCGUUUUGUGUCGGUAACAAACAUACAUCUUGGUGUGGCACCUCCUUCACUAACUACUUUUCCACACUUAGUGCAGAGACGAAGCGGUAUCUUUCGUUAGUAUUACUUUCCUUUGUCUCCAUACCCUAUAACGCGCAGGAAAGGCCAAAGCUUCCUGCCCGUGAGUUACAGUUCUUGUCGAAACUAUUUGUACUCAGCCUGAAAUUCACUGUUUGUCGAUGAUCGCUACUAAAGAGACAUACUUCUUAAGGCCAGGUAAUAGUAUAACACAAUACAAACAAUUUUCAUUUUUAGGCUCUCAUAAUUUGUUAGGUCUAGUUCAAUUCAUUAAUACUUUUUGCUCUAGAUAUCACCACUCCAAAACCUCCCUUCAAGUUAACAUAGCAAAACAGCCAUAAUGAAAGGGAUGAUUAAUGUAAUAUGAAUACAUAAGGCACUACCAGAAACUGACUAUAGUAUAACAUAGGAUACCACCCGAAAAUGAACUUAUGAGAAAAUGAAACGGUUGUCAAAUUGCUUGUCUUAAAUAAUAAAAAAAUGGAAUGUGCGUGUGGCUAGGACGUCCUGUCGUGUAGGCAGGUCGCCUGGUAAGUCUUUUCAGUUGACACCACUUCGGCGAGUUUCGUGUCGAUGAGGAUGAAAUGAUGAAGACAACACAACACCCAGUUCCCAGGCGGAGACAGUCUCCGACCCUGCCGCGAAUCGAACCCGGGCUACUCGCAUGGCGUUCUGCCACGAUGAACAUUCAGCUACGGAGGGGGACAAUACACAAAUAAUUGAGAAUUAUUAAAAACUUUUAUUAGUAAACAAAGGGUACAUUUACAUAAGUUUCCUGUUCACACUACGCUAUCUUCCUGUGGAUAUGAGUAAGUCAACAAAAUUCACUUCCAUCAGAAAAUUGUUUUCCAGUAACAUUUCCGCUGCUCAACUGGUAACGAGUUUUCGCCAUAAUUCGUUACGAAAGAGCGGUCAACGUAUGUUCUGAACGUGGUUUAAGAUUCCAUUAAUAUUAAACGUCACAGAACAAAAUCGAUUGCACCUACCAUCGUUUUUCGUUUAGUUUGCCAAACUGUGUACGUGGAAAUUAACAAGUGUUGUACAAAUAAUUUGUAGUUAAGUCUCUUAACUGUUAAUGUCUCGUCUGAGAAGUAUUCGUCCUGUAAUGGUACAGAAAUGUAUUACUUGUUGUAUUUUUAAAAAUUUUGAGUGUAUUUUGUAAAAUGUUAAUAAACGAUACGUUUGGAAAUUGUGAAA